This is a messenger RNA of Mytilus trossulus (common blue mussel), 3393 nucleotides long. Its product is annotated as serine/threonine-protein kinase Nek8-like. Bases 38 to 2110 code for a protein of 690 amino acids. The transcript is spliced from 16 exons. Gene Ontology annotation, molecular function: protein kinase activity; ATP binding. The record is from RefSeq and is a predicted model, not a curated record. Lineage: Eukaryota; Metazoa; Mollusca; Bivalvia; Mytilida; Mytilidae. Gene Ontology annotation, cellular component: cilium. Gene Ontology annotation, biological process: animal organ morphogenesis; protein phosphorylation.
AUUUUUCCGUUUUUCGGGGAUCUAGUGCUCGAAAACCAUGGAAAACUACGAGAAGAUGAGAGUUGUUGGUCGAGGUGCUUACGGAACUGUUCACCUGUGCAGGAGACUAGCAGAUAAAAAGUUAGUAAUUAUAAAGCAGAUUCCUGUAGAACAAAUGACCAAAGAAGAGAGACAGGCAGCAUUAAAUGAAAGCAAAGUUCUGUCCAUGUUGUCACAUCCAAAUAUUAUAAAAUAUUUUGAAAACUUCCUAGAAGAUAAAGCCUUAAUGAUAGUAAUGGAAUAUGCUCAAGGUGGUACACUGAUGGAUGUUUUACAGCAAAGAAAUGGUAUUUUGUUAGAAGAAGAGGAAAUUUUGAAAUACUUUGCACAGAUGUUGCUGUCAUUACAACAUGUACACUCCAAACAGAUCUUGCACCGAGACUUGAAAACACAAAAUAUAUUGCUUGACAAACGAAAAGAAGUAGUAAAAAUAGGGGAUUUUGGUAUAUCAAAAGUUUUAAGCAGUAAAAGUAAAGCUUACACUGUUGUUGGAACACCAUGCUAUAUAUCACCAGAACUUUGUGAAGGGAAACCAUAUAACCAAAAGAGUGAUAUAUGGGCUCUAGGAUGUGUAUUAUAUGAGCUGGCAAGUCUGAAGAGAGCUUUUGAAGCUGCUAAUUUACCAGCCUUGGUAAUGAAGAUCAUGAGAGGUACAUUUGCACCAAUAUCUGUCAAUUACAGCGAUGAAUUAAAAAGUCUUAUCCUAAGCAUGCUCCAUUUAGAUCCAAACAAAAGACCAACAAUAAACCAGAUAAUGGCUCAGCCCAUUGUUAUAAAUGCAUUAAUGUAUCUGCAUACAGACAUGGGGAAAAUAAACUGCACAAGAAUUAAUCGACCAAUGCCGUCCUCCUCUCCUUUCAAUAGAAUGUCUAUAAGAGGAAGUCAUACCUCUAGGGAAUCUAUAUCCACCAAACCAACAACAUUGAGUUCUGUAUUUUAUUGGGGAAGUGGUAUUGGUAGACCUGUAAAGAUGGGGCUACCUUCUACAGAUACACAACUUAUACAGGCCUCAAGUGGUAGAACUCAGAAAGCUGGAGUAACUAAAAAUGGCAGACUCAUUGUCUGGGAGUCAUCAUCAGUAGCAGGCACAGAAACACUGAUACCUGGUGCCACAGACAUUCCUGCUCCAACCUUUAUACCACGUUACCUAGAGGGUCAAUCAGCUGUCAACAUACAACAUGUGGCAUGUGGGGACUUUCAUACUGCAUGUCUAACUGAUAGAGGAAUAUUAAUGACUUUUGGUAGUGGUGCUAAUGGAUGUCUGGGUCACGGUAACCAUAACGAUGUAGCUCAGGCUAAGAUUGUAGAAGCAUUACUUGGAUGUGAAGUAACCCAGAUUUCCUGUGGUGCUUCACAUGUAAUUGCAGUGACCAAUGAACAUGAAGUAUUUUCCUGGGGUAGGGGAGAUAAUGGAAGACUAGGACUUGGUACUCAGGAUUCACAUGCCUCCCCAAUGCCAGUACCAAUACCAGAACACUUUCAACCAUCUAAAGUCUGUUGUGGUGUUGAUUGUUCCAUGAUUCUAACUCAUGAUAAUAAAUUAUUAUGCUGUGGAAGUAAUAGAUAUAACAAAUUAGCACUGGAUGUGAUCUCCCCUGAUGGUUCAACAAUGAAGGUCAUAGAGGAAGUCCAUUCAUUUUCACCUGUAGCCUCAUACCCACUCAUCAAUCUACAUGUUAAACAAGUUGCUAUGGGAACAUCUCAUUCUGCUGCUGUUACAGCCGAUGGUAAAUGUUUUAUGUUUGGAUCUAACCAGUUUGGACAGCUUGGUAACAGUAGUCAUGGUAACAGUCGUCAGCCACAACCAUUGAGAACUUUAGAUAGUCAGAAUGUUACAGCAGUCGCAUGUGGGGAUAUUUUCACUGUAGCUGUUGUAGAUGUAAAGGAUGUAUAUUCAUGGGGAAAGAGUUCAAGAGGUCGCCUGGGAAGGACAGAAGAAAAUACAACAGAACCUGGUAAAAUAAUUUUCAUUGGAGAAGAUCCGUUCAUAGCUGUUGAUCUUUCUUGUUCUCAUGGCAACACACUCUUAUGUACAAAACCUCAACAAGUAAACGGUGGACCUGUUGACUGACAGAUCAGCUAUUUUUAUAUUCUAAAGUAAUUAACAAAGACUUACUCAACAUAAACAUUAUUGUGUCAAAUGACAAAUCAACAGAAUGUGAAUGGUGAUAAUAUAGUCAUGAUUACAUUGUACUGCCAAGGAAAACCAACAGACAAUCAUAUUAUGUAGCAAUGCUAGAAAAUAGUUUUUUAUAUAUCUACAUAUCAAAGAAAUGUAGAUUUCAAUCAUCAAAAUGCAUAUUUGAAAACCUCUGGAGUUUAAACCAUUUUUGUAGAGCUUAAAAUAUGACCUAGAAAUACAUUUUGUAGUUAAGAUUUUUAAAGACAAACUUAUCAAGAAUUCCUUCUCAAUAGUCUCCAUUCUACAAAGUCUUGUUUUGACUUAUGUUUCUUUCAGAGGUUUUAGCUGCAUUUAUAUACAAUGUUCUACCUAAGGCUAGUUGUACAAUAGUCAUCUUUUUACAGACACUCAAACUUCUUACCAACAACGUAGCAAUUUUCAGGGUUGCUUCAUAAUCUACAUUUCUGAGGAGAAAGUUUGUGGAAAUUCAUAUCACUCAAUUAAUGUUGAUAAAUACUCACAGCUGAUAUAUUUAAAAUUGUACAUAUAUUUGAUGAUAUAUUUCAUAUUGAUCUGAACAAGUAGUUUUGUACUUUUAAUCUUUUAAAAAUAUAUAUUUUUUCUUGUGAUUUUAAGUAAAUUACAUCAAUGUUAAUAUGCAUAUUCAAUAAUUGCUUUUUCCUUUCAAAAUACACUGGAUAAAUGUUUUCCCUUACUAGUGAAAAGUUGUUAGUAUAAAGCUAUAAUGUCAUUUUUUUUUAAAGAUGUUUCUUUUUACAAUGAACAUUAUGUCUGUGUAACAGUUAAUUUUAUCAUAUUUAGUUAAACCUUUUUAGAUAUUAUGUGUAUUCCGUCCAUCAUUUAAUAAAUUAUCAUGUGAUAUUUGUUACAGUCUAUACAUUUGUUAGAGAUUUUUUUUUUCUAGAUUUACAUAUUUUGUAUAAUGUUGCAGCUUUCAUAUACCUUUAUUGUAAUGUAAUUGUUGAAUAUUUAUUAUAUUAAACCCAGACAUAAAUAUCUUUGUGAAGCAAGAAAACAUUUUUUAAUUUUUAUCCCUUCACAAUUGUUUUCUGGUAACAAAUGUAUUUAUACGUGUUGACUGCUUUCAGUAUUAGUUUCAUAAACAUUACACUUGAUUUCCAAUUGUAACGUUCAUGUGUUAUUUUGUUGUACAUGUACUGUACUAUGCAAAUAUUUUGAUUGAAAUUUUUAUGCAUUAAAAAUGAAAUAGA